Messenger RNA from Seminavis robusta, 1169 nucleotides. NCBI's taxonomy places the organism in Eukaryota, Bacillariophyta, Bacillariophyceae, Naviculales, Naviculaceae. The record is from the annotation of a GenBank genome assembly.
CCUCGGCAUGAAUGAAAGCUCACAUCUUGUCUUCCCAUUCCCCGUCUCAUAUUUUCUUUGACAGGAUAGGUUUCAAUCCAUUCGGCAUCUUUGCUCAUCACGAAUUCAUCUGUUCACAAAUCCUUUCUUCCACAUUUAAUAAUCAUGGCUUGCUUUGGAAACAACAACGAGGACGACAUUGUCGAUACCAUUCGGGCAAUGCGCAUCCAGGAAGAAAAGUCCUACCUCUGCCGCAAUUGCUACCAUCAAAGUACGCCAUUGAGCCCAUCAGGUGUCGCCGCAGCUUGCUCUCCCCACGAGGCCGUCACGACUCAGACACGCAAUGUUCUGUGCGAUUGGGCCAACAAGAUCAUCGACUUCUGCUCUUUGGACCGAGAGACUGUGGAAAUUGCCAUGUCGUAUGUUGAUCGAUUCGCUGCUUCGGCAAAAGGGAAGGAGGUCCUUCAAAAGUCUGACAGAUUCCAGCUUUUGGUGGUAACUGCCCUUUACGUUGCUAUUAAGGUCCACGAGACAGUUGCUAUUUCCACAAGUCAGUUCGAGAAGAUCAGUCGAAACACCUUCACAUCCCAAGACCUUGAAAGCAUGGAACGCAUUCUUCUAGAAGGCUUGGAAUGGAAACUGCAUCCACCAACAUCGCUUGGCUUUGUCAGAAGCUACAUGGAACUAGUGCCCUCUUUGAAGAUGAGUCAAGCUAUGAAAGAUACUGCCUUCAUUCUUUGCAAGGUCCAGACAGAACUUGCUGUUCGAGACAGUGCUUUGGUUUCUGCCAGAGCUUCCACGAUCGCCUUCGCGUCUCUUUUGAACGCCUUUGAAGCCCUUGGCAUGUCAGAUUCAGCCUCAGGAAGUUUCACAGUGCAUUGCUUUGUUUCCAAAGUGGCAAACUUGUCUCUUGUGAAUAAGGCCGUCUUCUAUGACCAACAAAUCCUUGCUCCUGUCCAAGCCCGACUCCACCAAGCUAUCGCAAAGCAAACCAGUGUACCCGCUUUCAUGGAUGCGUCUCCAGCUCCCCAACCGUGCCCAAUGACACCACCAUCCAAGCAAGGAGCACACAGCCACAAGACUUUUGAGAACACCCCAAGAUCCAUCAUCGGGCGAUCGUUGUGACUCGACCCUUGCAAAUAGGCCAUUCAUACAAACAAUAUAACGCAUAAAAACUAUAGAGCUACUAC